AUGAUAAAAUUAAAUUGUGAUGGUGCUUUUUCUAGUAGCGAUAAUGCAGUUGGGCUUGGUGGUGCAUUUCAAAAUAGUAAUGGAGAUUGGAUUGUGGGAUUCCACAAAGCAAGCCAAGCAAUUUCUCCUACACAUGCAGAGUUGACGGCAUUGCUAGAAGGAUUGAAAAUUGCAAAAGAAAUGAACUUCCUAAAUCUGGAAAUUGAAACUGACUUUGAAGCUCCCACUCCUGAAGCAUAUUUCACGGAAGGAAAUGAGGUGGCACAUAUGCUGGCCAAGCAAGCUAUAAAGAGCCCACCAUCUACAAAGUGUUUUUUCCAUGCCUGUCUACCCUUUUUCGUCGAACAAGAAGUGAUCAAGAACAAGCAUGGUGUUUUUAAUAGUGUUAAGAAUAUUUCUACUAGUGUUUGUAACUAUUUGGCAACUAUGGGCAACAGUAAUGCCCUAAAAACACUUACUAUGCCUAUGUAG
Messenger RNA from Nicotiana attenuata, 471 nucleotides. RefSeq lists its product as uncharacterized. The transcript has 2 exons. NCBI's taxonomy places the organism in Eukaryota, Viridiplantae, Streptophyta, Magnoliopsida, Solanales, Solanaceae. The record is from RefSeq and is a predicted model, not a curated record. The coding region runs from base 1 to 471 and encodes 156 amino acids. Gene Ontology annotation, molecular function: nucleic acid binding; RNA-DNA hybrid ribonuclease activity.